AUCCCCCUGUCCUCUACGAAGUUUGGGUUUCAAUCCAGGAUGCAAUGCGCGUCCACGCAUGCCAUAUCCCAUCUCCCUCUACCACCACCGACCAUUGCAUUCACUUCAGACAGCAAGAAAUCUCCGUUUCAACUCAAACCCCGAAAUCACCCUCUCAGUUGUACCUUAAAGUCAAUGGCUUUAGAAAAGACAAUUCAUUUACCUCACCAUGUGACGUCCAUCUCCAGCACUUCAAACCCGUUUGUGAAGCACUGUCUGAAACUUCGAACAAGCUCCUCUUAUCGCCUGCUUCAUGGCUUAGUUCUUGUCGUUGGCUGGACUCCUAUUUGGGAAAUAUGUAGAUAUCAAGAAACAAUUUCAGAGUGGAAUAUAAAAAUAGAAUGCUUGCUUGUACUUGAUCAUACUCCAAUCCCUGAAGAGCUAGAUUUAUGUUCUACACAGGUUGUCCAUGUCAGCUCAGUGGUAAUGAAAAAACUCUCGGGUGUCCAAUCAGUUGAUUCUAUCAAAUUGAUUGCUUUAUUCAAGAUUCCCUCAAGUUUUCAUAAUGUCGGUGAUGAGUUUACAGAGGAUGAUUGUCGUAAAUGGUUCCCGUUUUCACAUCGAGUUCUGGUUCUUGAUGGUAUUCAGGACCCAGGAAAUCUUGGCACGCUGCUUCGAUCAGCAAAGGCAUUUAGAUGGAAUGGUGUGUUUCUAUUGCCUGGAUGCUGUGACCCUUUCAAUGAGAAAGCACUCCGAGCUAGCAGAGGAGCUUGCUUUCAGCUUCCUUUAGUUUCUGGUAGUUGGAAGCUAUUGAAGAAACUUUCUGACAAAUGCAAUAUGAAAAUGUUAGCUGGCCAUCCUGCAAAAGAUGGGAAAUCAAAGACGGUCACCCGCCUAUACCAAGGAUGUGCCGACUCUAUAGCGGAUCAGCCGUUGUGUUUGGUUUUGGGUAGUGAAGGAGGAGGACUUUCAGAGGAAUCAAGGGAAGUAUGUGAACUUGUUAGUAUUCCAAUGGGUGGAGACUAUGAGUCGCUUAAUGUUUCAGUUGCAGGUGGAAUAUUUUUGUACAUGUUGCAACCUGACGCUCAAUUGUUGUAAAACUGGAAAUAAAAAUGCCAAUGCCUGAGUGCCUAACUGAUUAACUCUAACCUGCCCAUGCAAGAUGCAAUCUUUGUUUUGACCUUCAGGGUUGCUGGCGGGGUUAAAUUCCUGGCAAAAGGCAUGAAGACGGCUCCUUGUUACUUGUGGAACCAAAUGAGAAAGCUCAUUAACUAAGAGAGUGUUUGUAAAAACUUACAAAAAGUGCUUUUCAGCUUUUGGCUUAAAGAAUGUUUUAGGCAUAGCUUUUGUUUAAAUUAAGCACUUAAAAGCUAAAAGCUGGAAGCAUAUGGGGUAGUGUUUUUAAACUACUUUUUAUUAUUUCUAUUACACAAAAAGUACUUAUUUUAACAAAUACUAUCAACUUUAUAUUUUCAAAAGCAUUUUUUUCUCAAACACUACCAACUUUUAGUAUUUAGUAUUUUCUCGCAAAUAACCAUAAAAAAUCAUUUUUUGAAGUAGAAGCUACCACAAAUGCUCUCUGAACAGAACCAAUGGCUUUAGUUACUUGCUAACUAUCCUAACAUAUUGUAUCAUCUUAGUUCCUUAGGAUCUCAAAUCUCAAUGACUUCACCCUUCUGGCAUAGAGUAGACUAUCUGAUUGCCGGCUUUGUGAUUUGGCACUUCCAUAGAUUGGUUUUCUGAUUCCCAAUUGGGAGUUUUUAGUCUUAGAAUAGCUGGAUUUUACACACGUUGAACUGUUGAACUGUCGAACUUUCCCAUGGAUCUCAACAAAGAUGUUAUAUUUUUGAACGGCCAA
Molecule: messenger RNA, 1837 nt
Organism: Cuscuta epithymum
Lineage: Eukaryota; Viridiplantae; Streptophyta; Magnoliopsida; Solanales; Convolvulaceae
Source: the annotation of a GenBank genome assembly